Messenger RNA from Puntigrus tetrazona (Sumatra barb), 2592 nucleotides. Its product is annotated as transmembrane channel-like protein 5. Gene Ontology annotation, molecular function: mechanosensitive monoatomic ion channel activity. NCBI's taxonomy places the organism in Eukaryota, Metazoa, Chordata, Actinopteri, Cypriniformes, Cyprinidae. Gene Ontology annotation, cellular component: plasma membrane. The record is from RefSeq and is a predicted model, not a curated record. The transcript is spliced from 17 exons. The coding region runs from base 161 to 2167 and encodes 668 amino acids.
CCUUGUAUCCUACAAUUAAACCACAGCUUCCUUGUUCCUCAGUGAGGUCAUCAAACCCAGCAGUCUGUUAUUACUGGAAUAUAUGUAUAUAUACACACACACACAUUUAAAAGGAAUUUAGUUCUUCUCGUUUGAGACAAAUCUAUGAUCAAACCACAGGAUGAGGAGGAUGAGCGCCUUUCCACAGCAAGGCACAGCUCUGGGAAACCUGGGACUUACCAACGAAAUCCGACAGGAAACUGAAAACAAUACAUCUGAACUGGUAUCUGACCUGGUUAACCUGUCAGCCACAGCCAGAUUUCAAGCCAUACGAUCAUUACCUAAGCCGUUUUACGAGAAGAAAACAAUCAGGGACAGAGUGAACUCUGUCAAACUCUCAAAGGCCAUCCUCGCCCCAGACUGUCGUCAACAUGUGUCUCGGUCUUUCCGCAGAUUUCGUGCCAGCUUGGCAUCAGCCAGGCAGCAUUUGAUUAUAUGGCAGGACACUCUGAAGGAGAUCGGCGGCAGGUUUGGCACAUCUGUCCUCUCCUACUUCUUGUUCCUUAAGUGGCUGCUGAAGUUCAACCUCUUCUCCCUCAUCAUCAACUUCUGCUUCAUCACAAUCCCACAAAUUGUGCACGCUCCCAAUAUCAGCAGCAUCACAGGCUUCAGAGGACUUGAGCUCCUCACUGGGGUGGGUUAUUUCAACCAGACGGUCUUGUUCUAUGGUGGUUACGAUGGUGAAGUAAUCGCAUCCAAACCUGCCUACAACAUGCAGUUGGCCUAUUUUUUCACUGUAGCUGCAUAUCUGGUGUUGUGUGGGGUGUCUCUUAUCUACAGCAUGUCCAGAUCCUUCCAGAACAACUUUGUGCUGGAGACAGGACCCGUCUCUGAAGGAGCGUGGCGUCUCCUGUGCAGCUGGGAUUUCAGUGUUGUCAAUGAAAAAGCAAUACAGUACAACAAGAACAAUCUCGCCAUUCAGCUGAAGGAGUCCUUAUCAGAAAGGUUACAGGUGAAAAACAAAACGUCUCUGCCUGACCGAAUAAAACACCUGUCUCUCCACCUUCUGGCCUGGCUACUCUCUUUAGGACUUGCCCUAGGAUCUGGUGCAGGCAUCUACUUCCUGGGGACAAAACAAGAACUGGCCUUCAAGCUUUUCAGUCAAGAUCCAAGUGAUUUAGGCUCAGAGGCAUCUACUCUGCUUCUGCCUGUGGUCGUGUCGCUCAUCAACCUGAUAGUGCCUCUAUUUUACUCUCUCAUCGACAAAAUAGAGAGCUACUCCAACCCACGCGCAAAGAUCUACAUCAGCAUUGUGAGAAGUGUUAUUUUGAAGAUGUCCAUUCUUGGUAUCCUUUGCUUUUACUGGCUACACGUUGUUCCCGACAGUAUCUCGUGUUGGGAGUCCUUUGUGGGGCAGAGCGUGUAUCGACUGCUGAUAAUUGACUUCAUAUUCUGUCUGCUUGGCAUUUUCUUUGGGGAAUUCCUACGCAAUGUAAUCGGAACCAUGUGCAUCCAGAGUCUUGGCGUCCCAGAGUUUGACAUUGCUAGGAAUGUACUUGAUCUGAUCUACGCCCAGACUCUGGCUUGGAUUGGAAUUUACUUCUCCCCCCUACUUCCUGUAAUGCAAGUCCUGAAAUUGUUUAUCAUCUUUUACUUAAAAAAGAUCAGUCUGAGUAUGAACUGUCAGCCUCCCAAACACACAGGCAGAGCCGCUCAGAUACAAACAGUCUUCAUCGCCCUACUCUUCUUCCCUUCGUUUGUGGGAGCACUGACCAUGGUAGCAUUCACAGUCUGGAGCCUGAAGCCCUCAGACCAGUGCGGGCCCUUCCAGGGUCUGGACACCCCCUUCCGCACAAUUUUCAAUUGGACUGCUUCUUUGCCUGAGAAUCACUGGGUCUGGUGGAUUUUUGAAAACAUACUGAGAAGUGAACUCUUCUACUACCUGAUUAGCCUCAUCGUCCUAGUCUUCACUUAUUUUCUCUGGCAAAUCACUCAGGGACGGAAACAGCUCAUCAAGUCUCUGCGAGAGCAGAUUGUGAAUGAAGGAAAGGACAAAGCAUUUCUCUUGAAUAAACUGCAAACUCUACAGAAGGAGAGAAGGGAGACGGCAUCCUACAGACCUCAGAACUUUGACCAGACGCCACAUUUCAACCCAAACUGGAUGAGCACACUGCCCUUGGAUAUGUGAAAUACAUUCUUUAUUUUUAUACUGUACAUGCUUUUUUUGUGUAUAUUGCACUAAUCUGUAACUUAUUUUAACUAACUGUCAUCUCUCUACUGAAUGAAACAUUUUGGAAACACAUUUCUAUGGAGUUUCACACAUGGCACGUGUGAAAAAAAAAUUAGUGUGGUCAAUUUAAGAAAGGGUUCCCUAGAUUUUUUUCUUGUGUCCAUGUUUUAUUAAAUUACGUUAUUUUAGUUUUACAAUUGCUUCUUUAAUUAAGUGUAUCCAUAAUUUCCUCAUAAGUAGGAAAAACACUGUACAAAACGAAUAUUUUACCUACAGUAAUUUGAUUGGUUUUUCCUCAACACAUUCUGAUACAUCCUAAUAAUUUAUUCUAAUAGUCAUGUCUGUGUAAAUAUCAGCAAAUAAAUAUUUUAAUAUGUAAAGAC